Messenger RNA from Mus pahari (shrew mouse), 3470 nucleotides. Its product is annotated as G-protein coupled receptor-associated sorting protein 2. The transcript has 5 exons. NCBI's taxonomy places the organism in Eukaryota, Metazoa, Chordata, Mammalia, Rodentia, Muridae. The record is from RefSeq and is a predicted model, not a curated record. The coding region runs from base 624 to 3104 and encodes 826 amino acids.
UUAAGGCUGGUCAGUUCUUCAAGCAAGGAAAGAAGGCUUCAAGACGACUGUCUCAGAUCUCUGGAGAUUGCCCUGCUUUAAGGCUGGUCAGUUCUUCAAGCAAGGAAAGAAGGCUUCAAGGCGACUGUCUCAGAUCUCUGGAGAUUGCCCUGCCUUAAGGCUGGUCAGUUCUUCAAGCAAGGAAAGAAGGCUUCAAGACGACUGUCUCAGAUCUCUGGAGAUUGGACUCCCUGCAGUCAGUCAGCUGUUGGUCUUAACACCACUUGAACAUAGAGAAGAGGGGAGACCUACACCACAUCAGUGAAGGUCACCUGCCGUGGCUGCUUGGUGGUGCUGAGGUUGCUGCUGACCAGUGCAAUCAUCAUCUCUGCACUCACCUAGGACCUGUCCAUCGUCCUCCAGCUUGAUUUCAGCUCUUCUGCAGUGUAUCUGUGUUAUUGACUGAGACUGCUUGGGUAGGAGUCUCAUUGGUACUGGAUUGGUUGGUCAUUUACGCCUUGUCCCUCACUGUAUCUCUUGAGUAAUCAAAAGCUCAGAGUGGGAAGGUACAAUACUGUGACAGAUCUGUCAUUGAGACUGAGGCUUUGGUAGGCAUUCUUAAAUUGAGCCUUCUAACUUGUACCAUGACUGGGGCAGAAGUUGAGACCGGUUCUCAGGCCAAGCCUGAUAAGAAGCCUCAGGAAGAGGUUGCAGGUGGGGCUGAGAGAGAAAGUGAAGUCCCUCUGGUGGUCAGACCCAAAGUCAGGCCUCAGGCUCCAGCAACAAGUGGUGCUAGGCCCAAAACUGAAACUAAAUCUUCCUCUCGGGCAAGGUGUAAAACUGAAACCCAAUCAGUGUCUGGAACAAGACACCGAAUGAGUGGAGCAAGGCCAAGAUCUGACGCUCAAGUAAUGUCUGGUGCCAGGCCUAAAACCGAUGCCAGGGCAGUAGGUGGUGCUCGCCCUAAGACUGAGGCCAAGCCAAUCCCAGGAGCAAGGCCUAAGGGUGAUGCCCAGGCUUGGGCCCACAGUGAGUUUGGAGCUGAGGCAAUGCCACGUGCUGAGAGAGCACCCUUAUCUAAUUCUGUCACAUGGCCACCAGUCAAUGCUGGGUCUACAACUGUUACUAAAUCUAAGAGUCUGUCUAUGAAUAGAGAACUGACCAGUAUGGGUAGUGAAAUCUUUUCUGGCACCCAGGGUCAGCCUGGAAUCGAGCCCUGGUUUGGACCAAGAGAAGAGGCUAAUAUGGGUUCUUGGUGCUAUCCCAGGCCCAGAGCCAGAGAGGAGACCUCUAAUGAGUCAGCAGAUGAAAACUCUACAAUGUCUUCUUUCUGGGCUAGAGAGGAGACUAGUAUCAGAUCGUGGCCCAGGGAAGAGGUGAACACUAGGUCCAGGCACAGGGCUAAACAUCAGGCUAAUGCCAGGUCCAAGCCCAGAUCCAAACAAGAUCCCUAUAUUGAUUCUUUGUCUGGGUCUGAGGAUGAGGCCAGUAACCCAUUCUGCUUUUGGGCUGGAGAAAAUACUAAUGACAUGUUUAGGGCCAGAGGCAGGGAUGAGGCGAAUGCCAGACCCAAGAUCAGGACAAAGAGAGAGGACUAUUUUGAAGAUGAAGAUGAGUUCUAUAAAGAGUCCUGGCUUUUGCCUGGGGAAGAGGCUAAUAGAUUUAGGCGCCGAGACAAGGAAGAGCCUAGUAAGACCUUGGAAAAUGAGAACCAAAAAGAUGUUAAAAAUGAUGAAACGGUCAAACAAGAGUCCAGGCUUGAGGAGGAAGUCAUUAUUGGGUCCUGGUUCUGGGCAGAACAGGAGACUAAUUUGGAGGCUGGAGCUUCUGCAAUCUGUGAAGCUGAACCAGGGGCUGAAGAGGGAGCCAUUGGUGGAUCCCUGUUCUGGACCGAAGAAAAGCCUAGUUUGGGGGCUGUGGCCAGAGAUGAGGUCAGGCCUGAGUCUGAAGAAGAGGCCAUAUUUGGGUCCUGGUUUUGGGAUAGGGAUGAGGCCUGCUUUGACCCAAAUCCUACUCCUGUGUACACAGCUAAGAGCAGGUACAGAGAUCCAGAAGAGGAUCUUAAUUUAGCAUCCAGGCCCAAAACCUGGGACGAGGUUACCAUUGAAUUUAAACCUCCUUGCCAUGGGCUUGGGUUCCCUUCCCCAAGACCCUUUAUAAUUCCUGAAGGGGCUUCUGGAAAUACUGAGGAAAAAGCCAAGAAUGCAGAGCUUGGUGCAGAGGGGGAAGAGCAGGAAUCUGUGGUUCAGCGUGAUCUUCCUGAACCUGAGUUCCCAUUUCAGUAUGAUCCCUCUUACCGCUCAGUCCAGGAAAUUCGGGAGCAUCUUAAGGCCAGGGAAAGUGCACAGCCAGAGAAUUGGUCUUGCACCUGCAUCCAGUGUGAGCUUAAAAUUAGUUCUGCGGAGUUUGAGGAACUUCUUUUACUGAUGGACAGAAUUCGUGAUCCUUUUAUCCAUGAGAUAGCUAAGAUCGCAAUGGGCAUGAGAAGUGCUUCUCAGUUUACCCGAGAUUUCAUUCGAGAUUCGGGUGUGGUCUCACUGAUUGAAGCCUUGAUGAAUUAUCCUUCCUCCCGAGUGAGGACUAAUUUUCUGGAAAACAUGGUUCACAUGGCUCCACCUUAUCCAAAUCUAAACAUGAUUGAGACAUUUAUUUGUCAAGUGUGUGAGGAAACACUUUCACAUAGCGUGAAUUCCCCUGAACAGCUAACUGGAAUGAGGAUGCUUAGACAUCUCACUAUAACUACUGACUAUCACGUACUGAUUGCCAAUUACGUGUCCGGGUUUCUCGCCUUAUUAACCACAGGCGAUGCAAGAACCAAGUUUCAUGUUCUGAAAAUGCUGUUGAACUUGUCUGACAAUCCUAUGGUGGCAAAAAAACUAUUCAGUGCCAAAGCUCUAUCAAUAUUUGUGGGUCUCUUUAACAUAGAGGAGACAAAUGAUAACAUUCAGAUUGUUAUUAAAAUGUUUCAGAACAUCAGUAAUAUUGUAAAAAGUGGAGCGAUGUCAUUACUUGAUGAUGAUUUCAGUCUUGAGCCGCUUGUUUCUGCAUUCCAUGAAUUUGAAGAGCUAGCUAAACAGCUACAGAUCCAAAUAGACAAUCAAAAUGAUCCCGAGGAGGGACAGUAAAGUUAGUGUGAUUAACCACCUGCCACUCAUCAGCCUUAUGUUCCCAAAGAGCCCCAAAUAGUGCUUUGGUGUUCACAGUCUGUUUCUGUGUCGUAACUUAUAUUUUUAAUGCUAAUGUUAACUUGUCAAACUCUUGUUGUGAGCUGGAUCAUUUGUGGAUGCCAAAAAUGAAUAUCAGAACUGAAAACACACUUGUUGAUAUUUGUCUUACCGUCCAGAUUGUGAUAUUUUUUAGUGUUGAGCUCCCAGUGAACCAAGUCAUAUGAGUAAGCUAUCCUGCUAUUUGUCAUUUAAACAUGUGGUUCUCUGCUUGAGUCUGUGUUUUCAAUAAAGUUCGAUGUUAAAAUUGGCAUAAAUGACCCUUCU